Molecule: messenger RNA, 696 nt
Organism: Dentiscutata erythropus
Lineage: Eukaryota; Fungi; Glomeromycota; Glomeromycetes; Diversisporales; Gigasporaceae
Source: the annotation of a GenBank genome assembly
AUGAAGCGUGUCUUAAUUCCUCUUUUUAUGCAUGCACCUAAUGGUUGUUGUAUUUGUCAAUCUGGUCAUUCAUUCAGAGCAGACUGGUGUUUAGACCUUCACGGUUAUUUAUCUCGCGAAGAGUUCGCUGCUAGAAUUGAUCAAAUAAACAAUCAUGUCAAAGACGUUGAACUAAUGAGUUCAAAAACAAAGCGUGUAUUGUAUUUAACAGCUACCUUUGGUUUAAUUUUGUUAAUACUUAUCUUCUCUUUACUGUUUUUACCAUAUUUUGGCUUUUUCAUAGGCCUCAUCUUAUCUAGUAUAUUAUACUUUUUUGUAAAAUAUAUAAUUGAAAAAGAUGCUGCAGAACGAGCAAUAAGAUUUACCAACCUUUUAAAUGAAUUGUUCGCGCGAUACAAUGAAAAUGAAAAUCCUGCUGUUAAUUGGAAAUUUUGGUGGGUUACAUCCUUCGAAAAUUACAUUAGUGGUAAGGAUGGGAGAGCUUUUGGAAAUGGCCAUAUAAACGUGUUAAACAUUAGCUACUGCUUCUGUCUUAAAAUCAAGCUUGCUACUUUAUUUGUUGAUAAUGCAUUGAUUAUACUUGAAAUCAAUGACGCUCUCUCUGAUCUUACCGCCAACACAGUUCGUGUAAAUAUUACGCCUGAAGCUGACCUUCCUACCAAUACUACUCAUGUUAUUAAUAUGAAAUAUGAUUAG